AGCUGCUGUUGUAUCUGGUAAUCUCGACCUCAAUUUAUUGGCGCGCAGCUCGUCUCCAAUCCCGUCUAAUUGCGUCUAAUCUUGCCUUAACAGAGCUCACAACAGAACCCACACGAGCAGCAGUCUACAAUCGUUUCUCAUCAUCACCAGUCUUUUUGAUCGUGCCUGUGAACAAUAAUGGAUGCGGGCUCAGCUACGCCGACUGCGAACCGGCUACUACUGCUCGCUGAUAACACUCUGGUCUCAGUGCUAGAGCGGAAUCGGCUAAAGUCACUAGAUCUCGAGCCUUCGGCAUCAGAGGAGGCAGAGAUCCAGCGGAAUCUGCAGACACUGCGCGAUGGGAUCUCGCAGCUUGAGAGAGAACAGUCAGUCGCGGAGUCUGACCAGGGAAUCCCAUCCCGGACCCUACGAGCAAAAGAGGACACUCUGAUACGACUGCAGAUGCAGUUCGAUAAACUGCUCUCUCUGCUUCAAGAAGGUGGCGGUGAGCAGUUGAUUGCCAAGAUAACCGCGCCCAAACGACCGUCGCUCAUAUACGGUAAUUCAAAUGGCCAGGAUGAAUUGGGAUCUCCCAGAAGGAACGGGCCCCGGAAAGCCAAAACGGUGCGAUUUAGCGAUAACCUGAUUGAUGUCUCGUCCGCGACGCCCGAUCCGCUGAGUCUGGCUGCCGAAGAAGCAAGGAACAGUGUGACAAAUACCGAAGCGAUGAUGCAGCAGCAACGGAUCAUGCGAGAGCAGGACGACUCGCUCGACCGGCUGUCGGAAUCGAUAUCACGGCAACGCGAGCUCAGUAUACAGAUCGGCGACGAACUGGACCAGCAUGUCGAGCUGCUGAGUGAUGUCGAUCGGUUGGUGGAUUGGAGUCAACAUAGGCUCGACGGCGCGCGGAAGCGAUUGGAUCAUGUAUCAAGAAAGAUGAAGGAAAACGGAUCAGUGUUUACGAUUGUCAUUCUCAUCAUCAUCUUGCUCAUCCUCAUCAUCAUUCUCAAGUAGAUCACCCGAUCAUUGCAGUUUUGGAACAGGCCAACAAAGCGGUUUUCUCUCUCUUAUUCUUUCUU
Messenger RNA from Myxozyma melibiosi, 1058 nucleotides. RefSeq lists its product as uncharacterized. Gene Ontology annotation, biological process: intracellular protein transport; vesicle fusion. NCBI's taxonomy places the organism in Eukaryota, Fungi, Ascomycota, Lipomycetes, Lipomycetales, Lipomycetaceae. Gene Ontology annotation, molecular function: SNARE binding; SNAP receptor activity. Gene Ontology annotation, cellular component: SNARE complex; membrane; endomembrane system. Bases 178 to 993 code for a protein of 271 amino acids. The transcript is spliced from 4 exons. The record is from RefSeq and is a predicted model, not a curated record.